Metopolophium dirhodum (rose-grain aphid) is the source of this 12011-nucleotide messenger RNA. RefSeq names its product voltage-dependent T-type calcium channel subunit alpha-1H-like. NCBI's taxonomy places the organism in Eukaryota, Metazoa, Arthropoda, Insecta, Hemiptera, Aphididae. The coding region runs from base 319 to 7230 and encodes 2303 amino acids. The record is from RefSeq and is a predicted model, not a curated record. The transcript is spliced from 37 exons. Gene Ontology annotation, molecular function: low voltage-gated calcium channel activity; voltage-gated sodium channel activity. Gene Ontology annotation, cellular component: voltage-gated sodium channel complex; neuron projection; plasma membrane. Gene Ontology annotation, biological process: calcium ion transmembrane transport; neuronal action potential; membrane depolarization during action potential.
UCUCGUUACAGAAAUAUACAUACACAUACCUACCUACGUGUUGUUAUUAGAAAAUACCAUUUUUGUUUCCGAUCGCGUCUUUAAUCUCGCUCGCGCGAUAAUAUCACAGCGUUCGCUUUUGAGAAUAUUACCGUUUAUACGCUCGUCGCUAUAUAUCAUUAUCGUCGUCGGUUCGCCCGCGAACUUGUGGGUCUGUUCGCUUUUUUUUUAUCACGUUUUCCUCGCCGUCGAUAUAAUAUCAUAUUGUUCUCGUAGUGAAUGGAUUACGCGGAGACGACAGCAUUUUGAGUCCUGUGCUAUUGAAAUAUAAUAUAUGCGAUGAGGCAUUCGGCAGUCGGCGGCGUGGAGGAAUGCGUCUACCGACGGACUAGCUGCAACCAUGGCUUGUUGGCCAGGAGCAGCUCGGACUCGGACUUGGCCGUGGUGACGGCUGGUUAUCCCGGCAGCCUGGACGUCGAAGCUUACGAGGACGAGGAAGAGGAGGAGGAGGACGGAGACGACUCGGAAGACGAUAGGGACGACGACGAUGACUGCAUGGGAGCGGAGCGCAAUCAGCAAGAGGAGCUACCGUAUCCAGGAUUCGUGUCCAUAUCGAUGAGAUACCUGGACCAGAAGUCCAGGCCCCGAAAUUGGUGUUUGGCCAUGAUCACUAACCCGUGGUUCGAGAGAGCAAGCAUGCUGGUCAUACUGCUGAAUUGUGUUACCUUGGGCAUGUAUCAACCAUGUGUGGACGAUCAAUGCAUAUCCAGAAGAUGCAGAAUUCUACAAGUGUUCGACGACUUCAUAUUCGCAUUCUUUUCACUAGAAAUGAUCGUGAAAAUGAUCGCCAUGGGAGCGUACGGCCCUUGCACAUACCUCGCAGACUCCUGGAACAGAUUAGAUUUUUUCAUCGUCAUCGCAGGUGCUUUGGAGUACUGUUUAAACGUGGAGAAUAUAAAUUUCUCUGCCAUACGAACAAUAAGGGUGCUGAGGCCGCUUAGAGCCAUCAACCGAAUUCCAAGUAUGCGCAUAUUGGUCAUGUUGCUUUUGGACACUUUGCCGAUGUUGGGUAAUGUGCUGCUAUUGUGUUUCUUCGUGUUCUUCAUAUUUGGAAUCAUAGGAGUGCAGCUGUGGGAAGGGAUACUUCGACAAAGGUGUUUCUUGAAGCCGCUGCCAAACGUCACUUAUCCCAAGAUGUUGCCGGCGUACUAUACGCUGAACGACGAGGAAAAGGAUUACAUUUGUUCGAAAAACGAAGACAAUGGAAUGCAUUCGUGUUUCGACUUGCCGCCCACGCGAGGACACGACGCUCUGAUAUGCAAUGCCACGGCCACCAUGGCUCUUGCCAACGGGUCGUGUGUCAACUGGAACUAUUACUACACCGAGUGCAAGUCGCAGGGCGAGAACCCGUUCCAGGGCACCAUAUCGUUCGACAACAUCGGCCUGGCUUGGGUGGCCAUAUUCGUUGUCAUCAGCUUGGAAGGAUGGGUAGACAUAAUGUAUUACGUCCAAGACGCUCAUUCGUUCUGGGACUGGAUCUACUUCGUGCUGCUCAUCGUGAUCGGAUCAUUUUUCAUGAUUAACCUAUGUUUGGUGGUCAUAGCCACACAAUUUUCCGAGACAAAAAAGCGGGAAAUGGAAAGAAUGAAAAUGGAACGAGCUCGUUUCCACUCGACCAGCACACUGACCUCGUCGACAAACAACUCCGAGCCAUCGUCCUGUUACGCCCAAAUGGUGAAGUACGUCGCUCAUCUGUGGAGGCGAGGCAAGCGGAAACUGAUCAAAAAGUAUCGGGUUUGGAUGCUGCGACGGCAGACCGAAAGGGAGGAGAAGGCGCAGCGGCAGAGCGCCACCACCGUCGCGCUCCUAUCGCUCAACACUAAUAACAACGACAAAAACGUUAAUUUUGUAGAAACGAACGACAAUAAGUACGGAAAUGGAGCAAGAAGCGGUGAUGAAGAAUCGUCUCAGCCGAUGCUCCGGUUUAUGGAUAACGCUCAAAUCGAUUCGAGCGGGAACCUCCUAAGUCCGGGGUCGACAUCCAGCAACGGCGGAAUCGUGUCAAGGAGACGGAGCGUCGUAGUGGCUUUCAGCGACGAACUAAUUACCAGGAGUGGUCCCGCCACUACCGCCGCCGCCGCCGCUGCCGCCGCCGCCGCUGCUGCCGCUGCAGCUGCUGCCGCCGACGCCGGUGCUUCGUCCGCUGCGGUAACGACGUCCACUGCCUCCACUGCCUCCACUGCCACCACCACCACCGCCGCCGCCGCCGCCGCCACUGCCUCGGCAAACGUCGCACUUUGUUCGACCGAGAAGACGACGCAGACGGUCGAAGGGACAGCGUGGAACACGUCUACCUCCGCCAGUACCACCAUAGUAGCACUGAACAACGCCGCGGCCGACCCGGACGACCAGGACAUGACUUGCCAAGAACUUUUGGCGAUCAGCGGCGCCCUGACGGGAGCUCUGCCCACCGGACAAUCAGCCCUGACGUCGCUGCUGAAGGCGCUCGGCAAGACUGGGGGUGCCUCCGUGGCGACCAUCGUGCAAAACGUGAACCGCACCGCCAACAACAGCAACAUCCAUAACAACAACAACAGCAGCCACAGGAACAACAAUAGGACGAAACGUCACGCGCUCAUGGACAGGCAAUCGGACGGCGAACUGAUGAUGGACAAUGACCAUUUGGAGAGUAAAAACAAAGCGUGCCUCACCGAUGCCGUGGGUUGCCUGCAGAUUUAUUGUCUGGUGGGUUGUUCCCUGUUGAGAGAGUGUAUAAAGCUCCUUGUCAACCACAGACGAUUCCAGCAGUGCAUUUUGCUAGCAAUACUUAUCAACACGCUCAGCAUGGGCAUAGAGUACCACAAUCAGCCUACGGAACUCACUGUAAUCGUGGAAUAUAGCAAUAUUGUUUUUUCUGCGAUAUUUGCCGCUGAGAUGUUUUUGAAGGUAAUCGCCGAGGGGCCGUGCGGUUACGUCAGUAACGGUUUCAACGUAUUCGAUGGAAUCAUUGUCAUAUUAAGCAUAGUGGAAUUGACUCAGUCGUUUGAGAACACUAGUGGACAACGAGAAGGCAAUUCGGGGCUGAGCGUGCUGAGAACAUUUAGGCUAUUGAGAAUAUUGAAACUCGUCCGAUUUAUGCCGAACCUACGUCGUCAAUUGUUCGUCAUGCUCCGUACCAUGGAUAACGUCGCAGUGUUUUUUUCACUCCUAAUUUUGUUUAUCUUCAUAUUCAGCAUUCUCGGAAUGUAUCUUUUCGGUGGUAAGUUUUGCAUGUACGGGAACGGAGCCCGGGAAUGCAACUGCAAAGAAAUUGUCACUAAACAUCCCCUGUGCGUCUGCGAUCGAAAACAUUUUAAUAAUGUAUUAUGGGCAACAGUCACCGUCUUUCAAAUUCUGACACAAGAAGACUGGAAUAUAGUGUUGUUUAACGGAAUGGAAAAAACGAGUCAUUGGGCUGCUCUUUAUUUCGUGACGCUGAUGACUUUCGGCAAUUACGUGCUGUUCAAUUUACUGGUAGCAAUUUUGGUUGAAGGAUUUUCUUCAGAGCGUAAUGAACGCAGAGAACGCGAAAGACGCGAGCUGGAGAGGCAACAACAGUCAUCGUGGUGCAAGUGCACCUGUUCGUGUUAUGGUGAUGACAAAGGGGAUUGUGAAUUCUGUACGGAUAAAAAAAGUCUAAAUGGAAAAUCAAGUGCUGAGUUAAAAAUUGAAAAUCCAAACAGAGACAUUAUAACCAAUAAAUGUAAUACACACAAGGACACUUCGUUGGUAAUCGCUCCGCCGCCGCCGAUAAUUACACACACGGCGGCCACACCGCAAGACUCGCCGAAUGCCGCCCACGAGUCGAGGGAUUUUCGGCGAUUUCAAUCGCUCACGCCUUAUACAUUUUUGCCGUUCGACACGAAUGGAAGCGGAUUUUCCAUUGAUUCGAUCGACUGUUCAGUGCGUUCGUCAACAAAUAGCUUGCAGAGUGUUUCAAAGUUUCCUAAAAUCAACAACAGAACUCCGCAGAUAUCCAGUCCGCAAAAGUUGGUAGCGAAUCAAAGUUUUGAAACGAUUCCGGAAGACGUUUCUUAUAGUGGAGAAAAUGGCGAAAAACUUCAAAGACGAUAUUCGUGGAAAAUCUCGAGACCCUCGUCGAGACGAAAGUCGAAAUUCAGCAACGGAGAGUGUGAAAGUGACGAUCAAGGAAUACUGGUUUUGAACAACAACAAUAGUCAUCCGGCAGUGAACUCCGGUGCCGGACAAGACCACUCUCAAUGUAACGGCGGCGUUUCCAAAAGUCCAUCGCCGAACUUCCGCGCGGCGAACAAUAUGUUGUCCGAAUAUAAUACUAUUGAAAGGUCUCCGUCGACUGUACAGCAGAGCACGGUCAAUUACGUCCUGGCCGGUUGUCAGUACGACUGCUGUCAACCGUGCGACACGGAAGGGUGCGCCGGGACCACGGACGACAAGGCAUCCGAACCGUGUUGCGACUGCGACGCCGAGUCGGAGACGGCCAAGGUGAACGUCCGCAAGGUGUUCUAUUUCUUCGAGGAGAAGGGUUGGCUCAAGGACCGGGCCGAGUACUCGCUGUACAUAUUUCCGCCGGAACACGGUUUCAGGCAAUCGUGUGGAAAGUUCAUCAAGCAAAAAUGGUUCGACAACGCGGUGCUCACGUUUAUAGCGCUGAACUGCAUCACUUUGGCCAUGGAGAGACCGAACAUACCGCCGGACAGCAACGAGAGGACGUUUUUGGGCACGGCCAAUUACGUUUUCACCGUGGUGUUUGCGCUCGAGAUGUUUGUCAAAGUCGUAGCCGCGGGCAUGUUUUACGGCACGGAACCGUAUUUCAAGUCCGGUUGGAACAUCAUGGACGGUUUGCUCGUGGUCGUGUCCAUCAUAGAUCUGCUCAUGUCACUGAUCUCCGAAAGCAGCCCAAAGAUAUUUGGAAUACUGAGGGUGUUUAGACUGUUAAGAUCGCUGAGGCCGUUGAGAGUGAUCAACAGAGCCCCGGGCCUAAAAUUAGUGGUACAGACACUGCUUUCGUCGUUGAGGCCAAUAGGCAAUAUUGUACUGAUUUGUUGUACAUUUUUCAUAAUUUUCGGUAUUUUAGGAGUUCAACUUUUCAAAGGGACGUUUUUUCACUGCGAGGGCCCCAACAUCAAACACGUGCGCGACAAAAAGGAAUGUCUGGCCGACAAGAAAAACGCAUGGGUCAAUCAAAAAUACAAUUUCGACGAUCUGGGCAAGGCGUUGAUGUCUCUGUUCGUGCUGUCGUCCAGAGACGGCUGGGUGAACAUCAUGUACACGGGUCUGGACGCCGUGGGAGUUGAUCAACAACCGAUCGAAAACUAUUCGGAAUGGCGGCUGUUGUACUUUAUAUCGUUCAUACUGCUAGUCGGGUUUUUCGUGCUCAACAUGUUCGUCGGCGUGGUGGUGGAAAACUUUCACCGGUGCCGGGAGGAACAGGAAAAAGAAGAGCGAGUCCGGCGGCUGGCCAAACGGGCCAAGCAAAUGGAAAAAAAGCGGAGAAAAAUGCACGAGCCACCGUAUUACAGAGACUACAGCAGCGCCAGGCUGUUGGUGCACAGCGUAGUCACGUCCAAAUAUUUCGAUUUGGCCAUCGCUGCCGUUAUCGGUCUCAACGUGGUCACGAUGGCACUAGAAUUCUACAUGAUGCCCAAAGCGUUGACUUAUGCGUUGAAAAUAUUCAAUUAUUUUUUCACCGCCGUGUUUAUACUGGAGUGCGUGAUGAAAAUGUUGGCGCUGGGACUUCAGCUCUACGUGAAGGACAAAUGGAAUAUAUUGGACAUUGGAAUCGUUAUAUUGUCCAUAGUGGGUAUCACGUUAGAAGAAUUGGAAUCGAAAAUCAUACCCAUCAAUCCGACCAUCAUCCGAGUGAUGAGAGUCAUGAGGAUCGCUAGGGUUUUAAAAUUACUGAAAAUGGCUAAAGGAAUAAGAGCUCUUUUGGAUACCGUGAUGCAAGCAUUACCUCAAGUGGGAAAUUUAGGGCUCCUGUUUUUUCUAUUGUUCUUCAUAUUUGCCGCAUUAGGUGUGGAAUUGUUUGGAAGACUCGAGUGCAGCGACGAACACUCGUGCCAAGGCCUGGGCGAGCACGCUCACUUCGGAAACUUCGGCAUGGCGUUCCUGACGCUGUUCCGGGUGGCCACCGGUGACAACUGGAACGGCAUCAUGAAGGACGCACUCCGCGAGGACUGCGACAGCGCGGCGGACUGCGUGAAAAACUGUUGCGUCGCCGACGGCAUAGCGCCCAUGUUCUUCGUCAUAUUCGUGCUGAUGGCGCAGUUCGUGUUGGUCAACGUAGUGGUCGCCGUGCUCAUGAAACAUCUCGAAGAGUCCCACAAACAGAUGGAGGACGAGAUGGACAUGGAAGAUCAAUUGGAGAGAGAAAUGGCUGCAGAGGAAGAAGAACAAUUGGUUCAAAUGGCCCUUGACCAUGAGUACUCGAUUCAAAAUCCUUUGUGCAAAGAGUUUUCGCUACCCGCCGACUUCACCUUUAAAAGUUUGCCACCUUCACCUCUAUACCAAAGUCAAGGACGACGAUUUUCUUUCAACUCGUGGAGUGGUAGGAUGACGGAACCGACUAUCGUACCGUCGCAGAGAAGGCGCCAGACCGUCCAGGAGUCGAACAUGCUCGUCCCCCCGGCGCUCAUGCCCACUUUCAUGAUUCCUCAUUUCGAAUCCAGGAACCGGAAGUCGUCGUUGACCGCACAGCACCGGAGUGAUGUCACUCGUAGGGACAGCGUCCGGAGUUCCGGUUCGCAGCGGACGGCGACAGACCACCCGGACGCCGCCGGUCAACGCCAGCAGCAACUGCAGCAGCCCAAGCAACUGCAACAGUUUACGGACUGGCAGUCGUCGGCGAACCAGGUGCAGCUGCAGGCGAGGUGCGUCUCGGAGGCGAUCGCCGGCGGUCAGGCGACCGGAAGCGGAAGCGGGCAUCCGGUCCGCGGAGAACCGGCGGCGGUGGCCAAGAACAGCGCUGUCGCCGCGGCGCUGCUGGCCGUACCGGCGGCGCCCAAUCCGAACGCGCUGGCCGCUCCGCCGCCCACGCCGCCGCCGUCGCUGUCCAAGACGUACGUCACACUGGCCAUACCCGAGGAGUGCGCCGUCGACGUACCGCUGUUGCGGUCCCGUUUCCCGCUGGUCAGGCGACCGGAAGACCCGACCUCGUCCGGUGUGGCCGCCGCCGGUCCGGUCAACACGCUGGACGUGCGGAUCGAGGCGAGCGUCAAGAGAAAGACCUGAGCAGCCCCCGCCGACACUGUCGAUAUAAUGAUACUGUUAUUAUUAAUAUUAUUACUAUUAUUGUUAUCAUCGUCGUCCUCGUUAUCAUUGUCAUCGUCGUCGUCGACAUUAUUAUUAUUAUUAUUAUUAUUAUUACUAUUAUUGUUAUUACGAAAUUCGCACCACCCGGUGCAGACUAUCGGCAUUUUUGCAAUUUUAACAUUUUAUCGCGUGUACAAAAACUCUCCUCGGGGCCACGACAUUGCUGGACGGCAAGAAACGUGUUCGCUCUGCAGAGAAAAACUAUUAUUAUUCAUCAAUAGAGUUUUCAGAAUCGUUUAUAAUAUUAUUGAUGCAUGAUAAUACCAAGCAUCUGUCUAUGACGGGAUGCCGUUUAAUCGCGCCGAAUACUUUGACCACCUGCCGGUAUUAUUAGAUAGGUACCUAACCUACAACCUUCAUAAUAUUUUAUUUUGUACCUGUGAACAUAAUAUUAUGAUUAUGAUAAAUUAAAAAUGAGCCUUAACUGAAUAUAGGUACGAUAAAUAAAGAGUAAAUCAAAUACAUAUAUUAUAAUAUCCAUUGAAUUAUAACGUCAAGACGUGUGCGUAAUAUACAGUAAAAUCAAAUAAUUUAAAUUAUCGUACAAUAUAAAAAAAAAAAAUGCCGUUUGGGUGAAUUAAAAACAAUUAACGAUAGUUACACAGACUAAAAAUAAUAUACGGCGCACCCGAUCGCGGUGACGACGAAAAAAAUCCGUCAAUCAAUCGAUCAAACUGUGCCGUACGAAUCGCAAAUAAACGCGCGGUCUUCGAGAUACCCAACUAUAUUUUUGACAAAACUAGAGGAUCCGAAUUAUAUAAGACAUCACACUCCAUUUAAUAUCACCUAUAAAAAUCGACGUGUCUGUUACAUUGUCGUCUUGUGCCGUUCGAAUUAUUUUUCACCCUAAGCGAUUUGGUUUUGCAAAAAUAAUGAUGAGCUCGACGAGACGCCGGUGAAACGUGAUUUUUAAGAGAGGCGUUUGUUUGCCACCACUCGCUGGUCCGUUGAUCAGGACGUGUCUAUAAUACGUAAUCUAUAUAGCUACGCGUAUACAUAUUGUACUUCACACCUGCUCUGAUAGUUUCCCGUCGUCACGAAUAGGUAUUAUAAUAUUAUGUUCCGAUGUAAUAUUAUAAUUUAAAAUAUUUUUGUUAUCGACGAUAAACCCGUUUCGGUUUUAGACUCCCCUCUCCCCCCCCCCCCCUAAUACGCGCACUUAAAAUAUAAUAUUAUAUUAUACCGUCUACACCAGUUAUUUAUUAUAAUCCGUUUAUCCUAUAUUACGAUUAUUGUGUGUGUGACCGUGUGUAAGAGGACUUAUCGAUUCCGCCCGAACGUUUUGUUUUGGAGAAAGUCAAAUGUCGACUAUGUCGAGUCUUAAAUUUAUCAAAAGAAAAAAAAAUGUAGGAAUCAGUUAUACGUUUUUGACUGAAUUUGUUCAUUUAUAGUUAAUUUGUAUCACAAGUCAUCAUAAUAUUAAUAUUAUGUACUAACCUAACAUAAUAUUAAUUUAAAUCAUGUUUAAUACGAUAUAGGUGGGUAAAAUAAAUUUAGAAUAUAGUUAGGUAAGUAGGUAUAACUAAUUUAAAAAAAAUAUUUAUUGGUAAAAAUAAUGAUUCACAUGGUAUAUGUUGGACGUUAACCAACUACCAUCGCUUUUACACGUACCUUAUAAUCGUUUUAAAUGUUUAUAAUAUAUUAUAUUAAAUUUAAGGCUCGACUGAAUCAAUAGCCGGCGGAGUCGCGAUAGGACAUUUGAUUAGACAUUAUGAACCGUCGAAAAUUAUGCUGAGUGUAUAAACCAAUGAAAUCAAUAAACGCUGAACAAAUCGAUAACAUUUUUAUCCGUUUGCAUUUCACCAAAACUCAAAAUUUAUUGUAAUAUUAUUAAUCGCUUUAUUAUUAAAGAUGUUUCUCAGUUCUUCGAUGAAUUUGAUUUCUCUGAGUGUUUUCAAACGUUAAAUUGUAUUACACCUCGAUGAUGAUGUAUGAACAAAAAAUAGUGGGUACCUAACAUAAUUAUUUCAAAGAUAUAGUUUGUUCUCAGAAAAUAUUUUCUUUGCUUUUAAGUAUAUCGAAAAAAAACCUUAUCCAAUUUAAUUUCUAGAUUCGUCGUCUUAUGAAAUAUGUACCCAUAACAAUAUUAGGCAAUUAGAUAACAACUGUUCACCUCUUUGAGGAUGUUAAGAAAUAUUAAUUGUGUUAUGUUGAGGGUGUUUGAAAAACGUUUAGUUCAAAAUUAGCGACAAGUGUUUGUUUUUUAUUUUUCAUUUUAAUGCAAUUUUUGAAAAUCAAUUAUAAUAUUAUUAUAUUAAUUUAUUAAUCGAUCAAUAGUACUGACAAAUAAAGUUAUUUUAAUUAAUUUUAAAAACAAAAUCCGUUAAAUACAAAAUAUGUUAACAAAAUAAUAAUUAAUGAAAAUGUGUAAUUUCCUCGGAUAAUGGCUUAAUAUCUAUAACAAUUUAACAGUUGUUCAAAAAUUUGAAACAUUUCAGACUUUUAUUCUUGAAGUCUAUUGAACUUUAAUUACAUAAAAGUAUACACCACAAAUUCGCACUACCUAAAGGAACGCGUUUGACUAUUUGAUAACUCAUGAUAAUAUAUUAUGCAAUAUAUAAAAAAAAUAAUAAUUUAUAGUAUGUUAUAAUACGAUUUCAACUUUUGAGAUUAACCUGACGUUCUAAGAUUCCAAAUUUAAAAUUUGUAAAUUAUUUCCAAUUACCAUGACAGUGUAUUCAAUAAAUUGGUCUAGUUUUAUUAACGACAUAAAAUAACGUAAACAACGUAUACAUAUAUUUUUUAAAGUAACAGAUAUUAUUUUAUUUUAUAUUUGUUAAUACGUAUUGUAAACUAUAACCAGAUAAGAUUAGUCGUUUCAACUAGACGUUCGAUAAUGUAUAACUACUAUGUAAGUUGUAUCUGUAUAUAAUAAUAAUUGUAAAUCGAUAUUAGAGCAGAACAAUAGCAUAAAAUGCGAAUACUGAAUAUCCAUACUCGAGUGUUAAGACAUAUUAUAAUAAAUAUAAUAAAUGGUACCUACUUACAUGUUAUUCUCAUAACAUGCUAACACCAGAGUGUUGUUUUCCUAGAUUUUUAUUGAACACAAGCAUAUACGAAUCGAAUUAUUUCCAACAUCAAAGUUCAACGUAUGUAAUCGAUUCAAAAUACAUUAUAAACGCUAGGUUAUAGUCAUUCAGUAGGUAGGCACAUAACAAUAGUCUAUAUACGCGUCAAAACAAUCAAUCGCAAUUGAAAUUCAAAUCAAAUAUGGAUUGCACCUUCGAAAUAAUAGCACAAUACCGAUUUAAGCCGUGUUUACAACUGAAAUGGUCAUAAUAUUCAUAUAAUGGUCUAGUGGGGGUUUUUUAUUGUUGUUUUAAAUUCGUUUAAUUUUGUUUGGCCUAUAUAGCAUGAAAGGUACCCCGCAAAUCUCUAUCACUGGUAGGAUGAGGUACCUCUACUUUAUGUGAACAAUAUUUAGUUUUUGUAAUAAUGACAUGGGUGGUAAUAAUAAUAAAAAAUAAUAAGAAUAAAUAUUAUUGUAUCAUUGGACGUUUAUUUUCGAUUAUAGAAUAUAAUAUAAUAUAAUAGUCAAUUUAUUUAUUACGUUUUACCUUCCUAGUGAAAGUAUAUUAAUUAAUAUGAUAUUAUUAUUAUUAUUAUGCUAUACGUCGAAUCUGUGAUAAAGUAAAAUUUUUAGAUACCUAUCGCCUUAAUAUUCGUAUGUAUCUAAGUAUAUUAUUAUAUGUGUGUGUGUAUAUAUAUAUAUAUAGAGGGUGAUGCAUUUUAAUGGCGUCCCUACUUUUUUUGGUUAAAAAAAAUGUAUGUGUUUUUUGUUUUUACUAGUAGUCUAAAUGCAUAUAAUGAAAAUACCGAAACACUUCAGACUAUUAUAAAAUGUUUAUAGAUACUUAUCGCCGUAAUAUUCAUAUGUAUCUAAGUAUAUUAUAUGUGUGCGUGUGUAUAUAUAUAUAGAGGGUGGUACAUUUAAAUGACGUCACUACUUCUUUUGGUUGGAAAAAUUUUUUUUUUUUUUAAUUUUAAUAAUAUUCUAUAAUAUAUACUUUAAUGAAAUACCGAAAUAGGUACUUCGGAUUAUAAUAAAAUCUUCUUUUUUUUCAAAAACACUAAAAAUUACUUGGAACUAGUGUAGCCCGUUAAAUGGAUCUCACGCUGUACAUGUAAAAUAUAAUAUAAUAUUAUAGUAAAAUUAAUCUUUACAUUAUAAUAGGCGUUAUAAUAUUACGCAAAUAUCUGAUUUUGUAUAGUUAUUAUUUUUUUUUUUCUAGAAAAUGUAAAAUCAAAAUCGUCCAAAUAUGAUAUUAAUAUCUAAGUACGUAUAAUUGUGUGUAUAUUAUGAUUUAUUUUAUGUCUAGUCUUUAGAUAUUGAUUAGUGAUUUUCUAUGAGACUGCCUAUUUCUUAAGUAUAUAACUUUUGUUUAGCAUCUAAUAAUUAUUAUUAUUAUACCUAUAAUAUUAUUCCCCUGCUUGUAUUAAAUAACUUUAAUAUUUUAGUGCAGAGUAUAAUGUUUUACCCGUAAAAAACUCUGUACUACUCUUAAUUCUCUAUCUAUCACUCUCGGUCUCUCUCAUUCUAUCUCUGUCGAGCUCUUUGUAUCUCUCAAACUGACUUAUUAUCAUUGUAAAAUUAUACUAUUACUACAUAUUAUUAUUAUUAUGUAUUAUUAACGAAUAGAAUACAUAUCUUUGACAAUUUUUAUAUAUUAUGUCUAAUAUAUUAUAUUUAGAAUGUCUCA